AAAAAGUAUUUGUGGCGCUCACUUAAAGAUCUAUAGUUGUAGUUUUUAUGAUACUAACGACAAUUUUAAACAUGAAGUGAUGUAGCUACUGAAGAGAUGCAACUUUAAAACAAAGGAUGUGAUCAGAUAUCACUAGAGAUCUUUCAAUAUAAGAAAAACAGUGCCACAAAAUUCAAAACAAAACAAAAGAUGUCAGCUGUAAACAAUGAAUACAAUUGCUUGUAUGUUCAUAACAAUUCUAAAAAGAUCGUUACCGUUUUCAUUUAUGAAGGGUUUUCUCCAGUAUGCACAUUUUCAUCUGUUUCAAAAAUACUCGAACCAGAGCAAAAGUGUCACCAUUAUAUCAAAGAACGAUUUAAGUUUGAGAUUUUUGAAAAUAAGGAAAAAGGAACGAAGGAAAAGUGUCUAGGACCCGAAGAAUGCAAUGGCAUCAGAGUGAUCAAAGUUAGUGAUGGAGAACAUUCAUUAAAAUGCGAACAAAAUACCGUAAACCAUGACAAGAAAAAAAUCGUUCGCCGAGUGAAAAGAGAAAAUGAUUUGCCAUCUGGAGACUUGUAUGCGCAAUUAGGAUUAGACAUGAGAGAAGUUCGUGAGAUGAAUGAAGUUGAGCGAAAAAGCCAUUCAAAAGGAUUUCUUAAAAUGAUUCUAAUCUGGCAUCCUGAUAAACCUAAUGGUGACAAGGAAAUAGCCGACCAGUUAGUUCAGGCAAGAAAUAUUUUGCUGGAGGAUGAAAUGCGAGCUCAAUAUCACAACCAUAUCGAUAUUCAACAGGGAUGGCUUUCUUCAAGACGAUGGAAAGCAAUUUUCAAUCCUGAAAUGGUAACUGCAGAACAAAAGCUUUCAUCAAACGACUUGCUUUUCUUGGCUUGUCUUCUCUACUGGCUGUUGGUGGUAUUGCAGCUACUGUUUUACAGCUGGUCUAGCAGCUCCAGCUUUGUAAUAUUAGGAGCCAUAGCUGGGGAGCGUUAACAGGUGCAGGUUUGCAAUCUUGGGGAAGCAGUUAGUAAAGAAUCUGUUGUUCACGGAAUGGACGUAAAGAAGUGGGCAAAAAAAGCAUUGAUUGGUGGUGUUGCUGGGGCACUAGCUGGAGGUGCUUCAGGUGGUAUCACUGCAGCAAUGGUCGGCAUUGGAAGUGCUGCAUUGCCAUCAGCAGCCGUUUCUAUUAGUCAAUAUGUUUCCAUGGGGCAGCGAAUGGUGCUAUUGGUGGAGUAAUGUGUUCUUUGAGCUCUGAUUUAGCAAAGAAAAUAGUUGAUGAAAAGGACAUUACUUUAAAAGCAGUUUUUAUUUCAUACCCUUUUGGUGCUUUAAUAGGUGCAACAGCAGGAAUUGCAGGAGGAGCUGUCACCGAAGCCCUUGUUGACAGUGGAUCAGGCUGCAAGCCCACACUAGAAGGUGAUGCUGCUGAGCAAUUUUCUGGACAAGCAUCAAGAAAGAAUAUCCAUGACUUAGCGCGUUGUUGGAAAAAAAGCUACUAUAGAAGGAGCAAAAUCUACUGCUAACGUGCCUUACAAAACUUGCUGACGAACGACUUGAUUCGUCAAUGAAAAUCGAAGAUUGACAACACUUAAAAGAGGAGCUCAAAAUAUUUUGUAAACACUGCAGGACAAGUAUAAUAAAUGCAGUUAGUGAAGCACAAAAGUUAGAUCCUAGAGAUCCAGAUGAUGGGUUACAGAGUCGAAUAAACGGCAAUUCUAGUAAUUUAAGUCAUGGACUUGAUGUGAAUUCAGAUAACGGUCCGCAAAUUAAUGAUUGUGUCGAUGGGGCAGACGAAAGAGAAGGUGGAGUUAACGAAGAUGAAAUUGUGCGAUGUAGAGAAAAUGUAGAGUCCACAAGAACUAACUCUGAAGCAGAGGAUUGCUGUGGGGAAUUGUUGGAGAGUUUUGUCUCAAAUCGAUUUAGGCAACCCCUUUGGCGUUGAACAUAUUGAAGAUAUACCAGCUCAGCAGGUACUCAGUAAAACCAUUAAGUAUAAGUCUAGCGGUGCCUGGUUCUCUAAAAUGCUCGUAUCCUAUUCUUUAAACGGGAAAAAAGAGACAAUUGAAGAAAGUGGUGAUGGAAAGAGAGUGGAAAUUUCUUUAAAUGCAACAGACAUCGAAGUGAAAUUUCAAGUUUGGCCCAGUUUGGGGUGACGUAAAAAAGUACGACCGUUUAAGAAG
Messenger RNA from Xenia sp. Carnegie-2017, 2156 nucleotides. RefSeq lists its product as uncharacterized. The record is from RefSeq and is a predicted model, not a curated record. The coding region runs from base 190 to 969 and encodes 259 amino acids. The transcript has 2 exons. Lineage: Eukaryota; Metazoa; Cnidaria; Anthozoa; Malacalcyonacea; Xeniidae.